Molecule: messenger RNA, 1354 nt
Organism: Leptidea sinapis
Lineage: Eukaryota; Metazoa; Arthropoda; Insecta; Lepidoptera; Pieridae
Product: sodium/hydrogen exchanger 10-like
Exons: 9
Coding region: 115-1212 (365 amino acids)
Biological process (GO): transmembrane transport; monoatomic ion transport
Cellular component (GO): voltage-gated sodium channel complex; plasma membrane
Molecular function (GO): voltage-gated sodium channel activity
Source: RefSeq, a predicted model, not a curated record
AUAAUACAGACGGCAGGUCUUGUCAUAUUGUCGUUGUUAAUAAAUGCGACGACAUACACGAAAGUGUUACGGAUUCUGGGUCUCUCAGAGAUUUCACUUGCUAAGAAGGCGAACAUGACGAACUGUGUGAAAAGAAUUAUGAGCACAAGAGACCGAUGUAUCUCUAUGUUGAAGAUGGACAAAUUCCUCGCUGAUGCUAACUGGGAUCUAGUGCAAUCAAAUACGUCGAUAAAGCAUCCGUACCAGAUCCAGAUGUCAGGUCGGGACCUGGACUCUGAUGACGACACCUACAUGGGCUAUCGGUACACCACCUGCCCCGAUUGUGAGCGAGAGAUCCCGAACGAACCCACCAAGAAAGAGUUUGCUGAAAUGAUGAGAGAAGCAAACCAACGCGUACUGAAAGCUUUAAAGAUAUCAUAUUGGCGUCAGUACGAACAUGGGAAAAUAAGUAAAGAUGGGGUACGUACUCUAGUACAGGCAGUCGAAGUUGCCGCCGACUUGGAUGAUGGGAAGAUUAAUAUUGAACAGUUGGGGACUCUGUGGAAACCUAAGGCCCAUGCAAUAUGGCUGCGUCGUAAACUAGUUGACAUGCUGACGACGGAUGCAGCAAACGCUCAGGUUCCCAGGGAUCCACACCGGCAACUCUGGUACCGUGUCGUCACCAACAGCUGGUUCGACGCGUUUAUAUACUUCGCUAUCCUGUGCAACACACCUGUCAUCCUGUGCGAGGUCGUGCUAAGAGGACCGGUCUCUACGACUGUUACGUAUUCUAUCAAAAUGCUGAAUUUAUUUUUCUACCUGAUCUAUUUUUUCGAGAUGGUAAUAAAAAUGUACGCGCUAACAGCACGCGGGUACUUCAAGUCUCAUUGGAAUAGAUUGGACUUUGUCAUACUUCUUAUGGCUACAGUUGAUCUUAUUCUGGACGUGAUCGACGCGGCGACGACCUGGGACAAAUGGAACAACUUGAACACCAGCGUGUUAACAGCAACCAAACUGUUACGAAUGUUGCGAUUCAUUAGACUCUGCAAACUUGCCAGGGUGUCUGUGCCGAAAGUGAUGUCAUACAUUGACAGAAUGAUUGAUGUGCAGCUGGCUUUCGGAUAUGACGUUGGAAAGGUUAGCAGUGACGCGUCAACUUGGGUUGCUCCAACGCGACAGACCCUGGACUGCCAUUACAGUGAAGACCAGACAAGCGACGACUUCCACUCUUAAUAUCAUGAUGUUAGAUGCUGUACAGCUUAAAGAAGAAGGAUUCUUGGAUGAAAUGGAAUAUCGUUUGCUCGUGAACGCUAUUCAAGAGAAGAUUCAGUUCUGUAGACACAAGGGCAGUCUGGUAGCGCCAUGUGCGCCAGAG